Pecten maximus is the source of this 816-nucleotide messenger RNA. RefSeq names its product E3 ubiquitin-protein ligase TRIM56-like. Bases 19 to 816 code for a protein of 265 amino acids. Lineage: Eukaryota; Metazoa; Mollusca; Bivalvia; Pectinida; Pectinidae. The record is from RefSeq and is a predicted model, not a curated record. Gene Ontology annotation, molecular function: zinc ion binding. The transcript has a single exon.
GGCUAGCCACGACCCACCAUGGCCGAUAUCGAUGAUUCGAUCGACGACACCUCCUUCAGAUGUCUGCUUUGUUUCCAGCCGUAUGACUGUCCCCGUGAGCUUCCUUGUUUACACACGUUUUGUCGUCGUUGUUUCGACUCGUUUACACAGACCGAAUUAACUACCAACAGAACGUUUCCUUGUCCAAUCUGUGAGAAACCCACUCCACUUAGCUGUCCAAAGUCUCCAGUGAGCACGUGGGCAUCUUUUCUUCCACAUGGCCUGACUCAUCAACUGUCGCCUUCGGUGACACAGGCUGGAGACGGUGACGUUGUUUGUGAGGGGUGUCGGAGAGACGACGAGAACACUAGGGCGACACACUGGUGUCGGCAUUGCGUCGAAGCCCUCUGCUCGUCGUGUAAAAUCGCACACCGACGGAACAAAAAGACCAAUGAUCACAAAGUUGUUGAAAUCAGUGCGGUAAGGAACCCCGGAUCGUCAGUGCUGCCUCUUUCUGUUCCUGAACGGUGUCCUCAACAUCCCGGCAAAACUUUAGAAGUCUAUUGUAUAGAUCACCAUACACUAUGCUGUAUCUUAUGUCUGGCAGUUUCACACCGGCAAUGUAGUCACGUGCGGAGUAUAGAGGACGUCUCACGAGAGCCCAUGUCGACCUGUGACGACACGUGGAUUAGGAUAGAGGCUGAAUCCAAGGUGUUGUUACAGAAAUAUGAGGAAGCAAUUUCCUCGUUAGACUUGGAUAAAGAAAACGCAAUUGCAUCGAUGAUCGCAAAGCUUGACGCGGUCAGAAAGAAAAUAGAUGAACUUCAGAUGAAAUGA